Messenger RNA from Ananas comosus (pineapple), 1971 nucleotides. RefSeq lists its product as uncharacterized. Lineage: Eukaryota; Viridiplantae; Streptophyta; Magnoliopsida; Poales; Bromeliaceae. The transcript has 11 exons. Gene Ontology annotation, molecular function: glycosyltransferase activity. The coding region runs from base 417 to 1559 and encodes 380 amino acids. Gene Ontology annotation, cellular component: membrane. The record is from RefSeq and is a predicted model, not a curated record.
GCAUAACCUCUUCCAAUUCCCCUUCUCUCUCUCUCUCUCUCUCUCUCUCCUUUUUUACACAAAAAUCCCCUCCAUUUGUACAUAUUUUAUCAACGUCUCCCCUUUCCCUCCUACCCUAACGGAUCUCACUCACCUCUCUCUCUCUCUCUCUCUCUCUCUCUCUCUCUCUCUCUCUUCGUCUUCAUCGCAGAUCCCCGAUCUUCGAGCUACUCUACGGCUCACUUCGUACAGCGAAAUCACACUCAGAGCAUAGCAUUUUUCACUCUUUGCAAUGUUCGUUGUUGUCUAACCUCAUCGUGGAUGAUCGUUAAAGCUGAUAGUAAGGAGAGAGUAAUGGUGGCUGAUGGUGGUGAGGUUUUUGCAAAGAAAAGUAUGAGAUGAAAAUACCGUAAACAUGGGAACUCGCCAUUAGGGACAUGACGAUCAUGCCGGCUCCCCGCCACAGGGCUGCUUCUAGACGACCCACGUGGAUAAUCGUCUUAAUUUCUUUGGUCUGCGUAACAUUGAUUGGGGCUUAUGUGUACCCACCUCGGCGUUACUCUGCUUGCUACUUCUUCGCUUCAAGUGUUUGCAGUCCUUUCAAGGAUUGGCUUCCUGCUAAGCGUUUGCGGGUACUAACAGAUGGCGAGAUUGCUUCUCGUGUCGUCUUUAGUGACCUUAUUGCUAUGCCUACAGUUCAGUCGAAGAAUCCUAAAAUUGCUUUCAUGUUCUUGACUCCUGGUACAUUGCCGUUUGAGAGAUUGUGGGCGAAAUUUUUUCAGGGACAUCAGGGAAGAUACUCCAUUUAUAUUCAUGCGUCAAGGGAAAAGCCUGUACAUGUUAGUCCUCUAUUUAGUGAUCGAGAAAUUCGCAGUGAGAAGGUGGUAUGGGGGAAGGUAUCGAUGGUUGAUGCAGAAAAGAGACUCCUGGCGAAUGCGCUCCAGGACAGUGAUAACCAGCAUUUUGUGUUGCUUUCUGACAGCUGUGUUCCGCUUCAUAAUUUCGAUUAUGUAUAUAAUUAUCUGAUGGGAACCAAUAUCAGCUUUAUUGACUGUUUUCAGGAUCCUGGCCCACAUGGCAAUGGCAGGUAUUCUAAGCACAUGCUACCUGAGAUUGAGGAGGACGACUUUAGAAAGGGAGCACAGUGGUUCUCAAUCAAGCGGCAACAUGCUUUGGUGAUUCUGGCAGACAGUCUUUACUACACAAAGUUCAAGCUUUAUUGCAAGCCAGGGAUGGAGGGACGACGCAAUUGCUAUGCUGAUGAGCAUUAUUUGCCAACCCUAUUUUAUAUGAUUGAUCCAACUGGAAUUGCCAAUUGGUCAGUGACACAUGUUGAUUGGUCAGAAGGAAAGUGGCAUCCAAAGGCAUAUCGGGCUAAGGAUGUCACUUUUGAGCUCCUGAAGAAUAUAACAUCUAUUGAUGAGAGUUUUCAUGUUACAAGCGAUGAAAAGAAAGUGGUGAUGCGGAAACCCUGCUUGUGGAAUGGGAUGAAGAGACCAUGUUAUCUAUUUGCGCGGAAAUUCUAUCCUGAAGCUCUGGACAACCUGAUGAACUUAUUCUCCAACUACACAACUAUUUGAAUUAGUCCACUCGAUUCUUUCGUCGAGUGCCUCCCCUUCGUAAUUAUUUUUUUCUUUUUAAUUUUCAUAAAUCAUCAGGCGUGAACCGGGGAAUCUGGCUCUGGAAACAGGAGAAGGGUUGCUGCGGCAAUUUGGAAGGCUCAGAAUUCUGAGCCCUCAUUCAGGGCUGAGGUGUCUGUCUAUUUUAAUGGCACACUAUAUGCCCUCUCAACAUGAUUUAUUCCUGUAUUAUCCAGUUUUUUUUUUCUUUUUUUCUCUUUUUUUUUUUCUUGGUUCUUUUUAGUGUUCUAGUGCUGCUCUAGUGAACAGCAAUUUUUGUUAGUCUAUUAACCUAAUAUAAUCUAAUCCAAUUUUCCUUUCUUAACAUUGUGAAAUGAUGAACAGUUACAUUUUUAUUUUUUCUUUUUUGUUC